AUGGCUAGUCAGAACGAAUAUGACAACGAUUUCCCUUUUGACGACGAUGUCGGCGAUGUCGACGAUGAUUACCCUGACGAGGACUGCACCAAUGAAAUGUCCAUGGACGAACACCUAAUGGCCAGCGAGGACGAAGACGGGGACGACAGCGACAACACUCUCCCUGCAGCAGGUCCUUGGAGCAGCACCGAUGCGACGUACGUGACAGUCGUAGCUCUCCAGACCGGUGACAUCGGUUAUAUGAAUCCCUCGAACUUGGCACUAUAUCCAAUUCUGAACAAUGCGACGACGCUCUUCUACACGGAGUUUCAAUACCAGGUCGUGAACGACUCUGCGGCAUCUGAGCAGGAAGACGACGAGAUGCUCUCUGCACCAAAGAAGUCGAGAUCCGAAACAGCUCGGGACGAGUUUGUUCUUGGAAACAUGAAGACAACUCAAUCCAUUAUGCCAGGUCCCAAUGCAACAGGAGUGGAGGACGGUCCGAGAUCUACCAAGCUCAGGACGUUGCUCACAACAGCUCAACUCGGCAAGUCUCCUGUUGGAGUCUCGAUUGGGGGUGUCGAGACCUCUUUCACUGUGAACUCAGCCCUCUAUGACACGCAACCUGAUAAACCAUUCAUUGUUUCGGCACAUAAAUCCGUUCCUGAUCACAACAAACGCGGCCUGAUCAACGGUCCCGAUUGCACUGACUGCUCUCCGCCACCAACGCCCCCAGUCAUGGAUCUGAUCAGGCAAUCGCCCUUAGCAAGAAUUCUCGAAACAAGGUCGUUCAAAGAGCCGAACAAAAAAGCCAGCAAAUAUCUGAACCUAGACUGGAGCAGAUAUCCUCAGGCUAGUUAUGUUGCAGCGCACCUCUUGUCUGGAUCGGUGAUCACUGUCGCAUAUUUCACCAGAGUCCAAUGUAUUUCAUAAAAAGUGAGAAGUGUACCUCCAGCACAGCAUAUCAAAAUUCGUACAAAUAAAUGCCCUAAUCGGUGUGGUGUGUGGACCGAUAUCUCUUUCUCACUCAAUUUGGCAUAUAGACAAAGGAAUA
This is a messenger RNA of Gamsiella multidivaricata, 1033 nucleotides long. RefSeq lists its product as uncharacterized. NCBI's taxonomy places the organism in Eukaryota, Fungi, Mortierellomycota, Mortierellomycetes, Mortierellales, Mortierellaceae. The record is from RefSeq and is a predicted model, not a curated record. The coding region runs from base 1 to 912 and encodes 303 amino acids. The transcript has 6 exons.